AUGCCUCAAAAACGGGACAACGUGGUGUACCUCCACGGCACCCUCGAUUUGGUCAUCGUGGAGGCUCGCUUCCUUCCCAACAUGGACAUGCUCUCCGAGCGCAUUCGCCGCUUCUUCUCCGCUCUCAACACCUGCAGCACCUCCAUCACCGCCAAGCGGAACAACCGCCACAACCGCUCCCGCCACCGCAAGAUCAUCACCAGCGAUCCCUACGUCACCGUCUGCCUCGCCGGCGCCACCGUCGCCCGCACUCGCGUCAUCUCCAACUCCCAGAACCCCUCCUGGGAGGAGCACUUCAAGAUCCCGCUGGCGCACCCCGCCGCGCAGGUGGAAUUCUACGUCAAGGACAAUGACAUGUUCGGCGCCGACCUCAUCGGAACCGCCUCCGUCUCCGCCAAGAGGAUCCUCUCCGGCGAAGCCAUCAGCGACUGGUUUCCGAUCAUCGGCUCCUUCGGGAAGCCGCCGAAGCCUGACUGCGCCGUGCGCCUGGCGAUGAAAUUCACGCGGUUCGAGGACAAUCCCUUGUACCGGUCCGGUCCCAAAAUGGAUCCGGACCGGUUCGUGGUUCGGGAUUCUUAUUUCCCGGUUCGGCACGGAGGGGCGGUUACGCUGUAUCAGGACGCGCACGUGCCUGAUGGGAUGUUGCCCGAUGUUGAGUUGGAUGAUGGGAUCGUGUUUGAGCAUGGCAAGUGUUGGGAAGAUAUAUGCCACGCUAUUUUGGAAGCACAUCAUUUGGUUUAUAUUGUGGGUUGGUCCAUCUUCCACAAGGUUAAGCUCGUCAGAGAGCCUACUAAACCCUUACCUAGCGGUGGCAAUUUGAAUUUGGGAGACUUGCUCAAGUACAAGUCUGAAGAAGGUUUGCGAGUUUUACUUUUGGUUUGGGAUGAUAAGACUUCGCACAGCAAAUUUUUCAUUAACACGACUGGAGUAAUGCAAACGCAUGAUGAAGAAACUCGAAAGUUUUUCAAGCAUUCUACAGUUAGAUGUUUGCUGUCACCAAGAUAUGCCAGCAGUAAGCUUAGCAUUUUCAGGCAGCAGGUUGUUGGAACACUCUUUACACAUCAUCAGAAAUGUGUGAUAGUUGAUACUCAAGCAAAUGGCAAUAAUCGGAAGAUAACUGCAUUUAUUGGUGGUCUAGAUCUUUGUGAUGGCCGGUAUGAUACACCCGAGCACAGAAUUUUACGUGAUAUUGACACUGUGUAUCAGAACGAUUAUCAUAAUCCUACAUUUUCUUCAGGAACCAAGGGUCCAAGGCAACCAUGGCAUGAUUUGCAUUGCAAAAUUGAAGGUCCUGCUGCGUAUGAUAUCCUUACCAAUUUUGAGCAGCGUUGGAAAAAAGCCUCCAAAUGGUCUGAGUUGGGUCGAAAACUUAAAAGAGUGUCUCACUGGCACGAUGAUUCUUUGAUCAAGAUAGAACGCAUCUCUUGGAUUCUCAGUCCUUCUGAAUCAAUUCCAAAUGAUGAUCCUGAACUAUGGGUUACAAAGGAAGACAAUCCUCAAAAUUGGCAUGUUCAGGUUUUUCGAUCCAUAGAUUCUGGCUCUUUGAAAGGAUUUCCUAAGGAUGUAUAUGUAGCUGAGACUCAGAACCUUGUUUGUGCAAAAAAUUUGGUCAUAGACAAGAGUAUUCAAACAGCUUAUAUACAUGCGAUCAGAUCAGCUCAACAUUUUAUUUAUAUCGAGAAUCAAUAUUUUAUUGGAUCAUCCUUUGCUUGGCCAGCUUACAAAGAUGCAGGUGCUGAUAACCUAAUUCCGAUGGAGUUGGCACUGAAGAUAGCCAGUAAGAUAAGAUCCAAGGAGAGAUUUACAGUUUAUAUUGUCAUUCCAAUGUGGCCCGAAGGGGUCCCUUCUUCUGCUUCUGUGCAAGAGAUACUCUUUUGGCAGGGACAAACUAUGCAAAUGAUGUAUGAAGUCAUAGCUCGGGAGUUAAAAUAUAUGCAGCUAGACGAUAGACAUCCACAAGAUUAUCUCAAUUUUUACUGUCUUGGAAACCGAGAGAAGUCAACAACUAUCUUUCCGAGUUCAAAUAAUACACCUUCAGAUAAUGGCGAAACGGUUUCAGCCUCACAAAAGUUCCAACGGUUUAUGAUUUAUGUACAUGCGAAAGGAAUGAUUGUGGAUGAUGAAUAUGUGAUUCUUGGGUCUGCCAAUAUCAACCAACGAUCUAUGGCUGGAUCCAGAGAUACUGAGAUAGCAAUGGGUGCAUAUCAACCCCAUCAUACAUGGAGUGAGAAAAGGGGACAUCCACAUGGUCAGGUAUACGGGUAUAGAAUGUCUUUGUGGGCAGAACACAUGGGGACCAUACAAGCUUGCUUUAAGGAUCCUGAAAGUUUGGAUUGCGUGAAUAGCGUGAACAAGAUUGCUGAGGACAAUUGGAAAAAGUACACAUCUUAUGAAUUUACUCCAUUGCAAGGGCACCUUUUAAAAUAUCCUGUGUCUAUAGAUGCCAAUGGGAAAAUUAAGUCAUUACCUGGACAUGAGUCUUUCCCAGAUGUAGGUGGCAAGGUACUUGGCUCCCGGUCAAACCUUCCUGAUGCUCUAACUACAUAAAACCAUACCCUUUUAAUUUU
This is a messenger RNA of Cajanus cajan (pigeon pea), 2567 nucleotides long. Its product is annotated as phospholipase D delta. NCBI's taxonomy places the organism in Eukaryota, Viridiplantae, Streptophyta, Magnoliopsida, Fabales, Fabaceae. The record is from RefSeq and is a predicted model, not a curated record. Gene Ontology annotation, cellular component: plasma membrane. Gene Ontology annotation, molecular function: calcium ion binding; D-type glycerophospholipase activity. Gene Ontology annotation, biological process: phosphatidylcholine metabolic process; phospholipid catabolic process.